Messenger RNA from Fraxinus pennsylvanica, 678 nucleotides. The record is from the annotation of a GenBank genome assembly. Lineage: Eukaryota; Viridiplantae; Streptophyta; Magnoliopsida; Lamiales; Oleaceae.
AUGGAGGGAAUGGUAACUAAUUUGACAUUGGCAAAGGAAAACCAGAACCACUUCCAUGAAUAUCUCAGCAACAAUCAAGCUGCUAGUCCUGGGUUGGAGUUGAUUGUCACUGUUUUCACAACUGGAUUCUGGCCUAGUUAUGAAUCUUCUGAUCUGAGCCUCCCAACAGAGAUGGUGAAGUGUGUUGAGGUUUUCAAGGAGUUUUAUCAAACCAAAACGAAACAUAGGAAACUCACAUGGAUUUAUUCAUUGGGAAUUUGCAACAUUAAUAGAAAGUUUGAGCAAAAAACUAUAGAGUUAAUUGUCGGGACAUAUCAAGUUGCAGUACUGCUGUUAUUCAAUGCAUCAGAUAAGCUGAGUUAUUUAGACAUCAAAACUCAGUUAAAUGGAGCACGAUUCAAUAUUAUUAAGCGGAGCACAGCGGUUUACUUGGAGAGUAGAGCCAAUCAAGGCGCAUCUUGUUUCAGAAAAACUGCCAGCGAGUUUGCAUGUGCAGUGGAGCUGGAUCCUUUGUCUGAUUGUUUGCUAUCUCCUGUGCCAAUAAGAGGAGCAUCAACAUCUACCAAGGAUCGAAUAGGUUCAGGUUUUGGUUUCUCUAAUGGAACAUUGUUUCCAGAAGUAAUAAAUUCAUGCAUGGCCAAUACAUGUUGCAAGUCAUUAUUCAGUGAUAGUCCUUAG